ACACACACACAUAAACACACACACACACUGUAUUUGUGUUUUGGAGAAGACAAAGUAAGUACAGCUUGGUCUUGGGUGAGUGGGUGGAGCCUUAGGCCCCGCCCCCAGGGGAGGGUAUAUAAAGGAGGUGCGACAGCAGGCAGGAGCUCAGUAGCACUGGCAGGAUGCGGAGCCUCAAGCACCUGAAGCCUCAUAGCAGGAGGAGUGCGGAGGAGAAGACACAGCGGGCAGUCCAAUGCCCGUCUGAGGUCAUGCGUGGGCGCGCGGAGGUGGGCACUCAGACGGAGCCAGUGGUGGUGCUGUCGCUGGCGCAGGCGGCCGUGCUGGGCCUCAUCUCGCAGAACGAGGUUUUCGGAGCCACCAUCGCCCCCAACGGCUUCUACACGGGCGACCCCAAAGAGUCCCCCGCUCCCCCCUCCGAGAGGAUGGACUACGAGUACGCCGACCAGCUCAUCGGGGCCAACGGAGACUACUUGGGCCAGAACGGCCUCGUCGAGGACGGACACAUGCCCCCCCACCCCGACUGCGGAGACCGCAGGUGGCACGGACCCCCCCACGACGGCCCCAAGCCCCCGACGGGCCAUCCCGACCCCUCUGUGUCAGGGGCAGGGGUGAAAGGUGAAGGGUCAUCCGCAGGAUCCGGGCUGCCGUCGUGCGGGCACAUGAUGAGCGGCAUGCCCAUGGGCGACCCGGCCGGGGGGUACCGGCUGGCACACAAAGACCCGCCGCCUCCUCCGCCGCCACACGCCGGGUGCCCGGACUGCCUGCGCGACGCCAAGAGCUCCCACACGCCCACGCCGCAGGGCGAGCCGCACCCUCACGCUCACCCGCACGGGCAUCACCCGCACCCGCACGCGCCGCCCCACCCGCACCCUCACCCGCCGCCGCACGCCUCGUCCCGCGACCGCCACGGACCGCCGCCGGGCAAGAGGGGCGUGGGGGGAGGAGCGGCGGGCGCCGGGGGCAGCGCCGGAGACAACGGCGACGACCGAGGAGGAGGAGAGGAGAACGGGAGGAACCGCGGCGGCGGAGGAGGAGGAGGAGGAGGAGGAGGAGACGAGGAGAUCAGCGGCUACUUCCAGCACGGCGAGGUGGGCUACGAGUCCAGCGAGAUGGGCGGCCCCGGCGGAGAGUUCGAGGAGAACAGCCAGGGGAUGUUCUGGAACGACCCGGGCGAGGGUGGAGGAGGAGGAGGCGGCGGCGGCGGUGGGUCGGGAUCGGGAGGAGGAGGAAGCAGCGGAGCGGCCGCGCACCAUCACCACCACCACCACCACCACCACCAUCACUCGGGCCGGCGCAUCGACCGCCUGGACAUCAACAUCCAGAUCAACGAGUCGUACUGCGUGGACGUGGGCGAGGGCCUGCGCCGCUGGAAGUGCCGCAUGUGCGACAAGUCGUACACGUCCAAGUACAACCUGGUGACGCACAUCCUGGGCCACAACGGCAUCAAGCCGCACGCCUGCCCGCACUGCGGCAAGCUCUUCAAGCAGCCCAGCCACCUGCAGACGCACCUGCUCACGCACCAGGGCACGCGGCCGCACAAGUGCACCGUCUGCAAGAAGGCCUUCACGCAGACCAGCCACCUGAAGCGCCACAUGCUGCAGCACAGCGACGUCAAGCCGUACAGCUGCCGCUUCUGCCGCCGCGGCUUCGCCUACCCCAGCGAGCUGCGCGCGCACGAGGCCAAGCACGAGCGCGGCCGCUGCCACGUGUGCUCGCAGUGCGGCAUGGAGUUCCCCACCUACGCGCACCUCAAGCGCCACCAGGCCAGCCACCAGGGGCCGCACGCCUUCCAGUGCGGCCAGUGCCACAAGUCCUUCCCCUACCGCAGCCAGCUGCAGAGCCACAUGCUCAAGCACCAGCCGGGCCGCUCCUACGCCUGCUCGCAGUGCGGCCUGCAGUUCCAGCAGCUCUACCUGCUGCGCCAGCACGCCUUCACACACAAGGGGAGCACACCCAGCACGCCACGGGUGAAGGGCCGUAAGGGCUUUAAAUGCGACGUGUGCGCGCGUGAGUUUACGCUGUCGGCCAACCUGAAGCGCCACAUGCUGAUCCACGGCAGCGUCCGGCCCUUCCAGUGCCACGUCUGCUUCAAGUCCUUCGUCCAGAAGCAGACCCUCAAGACUCACAUGAUCGUGCAUCUGCCCGUCAAACCAUUCAAGUGCAAGGUGUGUGGGAAGUCCUUCAACCGAAUGUACAACCUGCUGGGCCAUAUGCAUCUGCACGCGGGCAGCAAGCCCUUCAAGUGCCCUUACUGCUCCAGCAAGUUCAACCUCAAGGGCAACCUCAGCCGCCACAUGAAGGUCAAACACGGCAUGGACGUUUCUCCAGAUGGCCACGAUGCCCCUCCAGAGCUGGAGCCCCAGGAGGACUACGAGGAGGAGAACUUUGACUUUGCUCCUCCCGAGAACAUGGAGAACAGCGACGCACCCAACCUCACCAAGCUGUCAGAGGUGGCCAUCCAGGAGCUGGACUACUACAACUUCGGCAAAGACGUGGGGAACUUCAACUCAGCCUGAGAGCAGAAGAACUGCCCCCCCCACCCACCCUAUCCACACAACUCUGCCCCUGCCCCAUCCACUCACCCCCACCACCCACCCCCGCGCUCUUAACCUCUUCUACGCAGCACUCUCUCUCUCACAUACACAUACACACCUGAACACACACACACACACACACACACCCCCACACACACACAUAAACAUGUGGAUGAGCACAUGAACCUGCCGCCAGCAUUGGCGCUUACUGACCCUGUGUGAGCCAGAACUCAACCCCAGGGGAUUCUAGUGGAGGCUGUGGAGGGCAGCCAUCUUUGCUUUGUUUCCUCAAUGCGCCGCCAUUGUGGCUCUGUUUCUGCUGAGGGACUAUGAGUCUGGAGAAACACCUUCACCCACAUGACUUCCUGUUUCCUGCUCAAGCAGUGAUGGACCCUCUGAAGGUGAACAGCACUGAGACUGUUUAAAACUGCAGUUACACUCACAGGAAAUCCUGUCCUAGUUUGAUGUUCCUGCAACAUAUAAAAGAAAAAAAAGAACAUGCAUUUGCAUUGUGGUCAUAUUAGAAGUCAAAUAUUUAAAGGACUGUUUUCCAUCUGCCAUAAUCCACCUGUCACGUUACUUUGGUGAGAGAGUGCAUGUGAAGAAUGGUGUGAAUGUGAAGUAUGAAGUGUGUGAGUGUGUGUGUGAGUGUGUGUGUGUUUGUGUGUGUGUGUGUGUGAGAGAGAGAUAUUGUGUGUGUGUGUGUGUGUGUGUGUGUGUGUGUGUGUGGUUACAGUUCAGUUAGAGUAAGGUACCUGAAAAAGUACCGUUGAGUUCUGGUACCGUUAUUGGUUCAGUUGCGAAAGGUAUCCAACCCUAGUGUGUGUGUGAGAUUGAUUGUUUGUGUGUGUGUGUGUGUGUGUGCGUGAGUGUAUGUGUGCGAAGGAUGUGUUUAUCCCCCUUUACCAAAGCUCUUGCUGUAAGCCAGAACAUACAACACCUUACCCCAAUCAGUAACCCAACGCCCCAAACUACCCAUGAAAAAAACCCAAAACAAGCAACUACACCUAACCCGUGCCCUGGGCCCUAGCGUUGUCGGGUCUAAAGCCUACUGGUUUAGUACUGUGAGAUAUCUCGGUUUAAAAAAAAAACAAAAAAAAACAGUGUACUUAACAUUAGUUCUCAGUGUAGUCAUUUAGCUCUUCAUGAACUAACUUUCAUUGUUGGCAAGAACUUGUGAUCCUUCUCCAUUCCCUCUCUGGUAUCUGCUUUGUUCGAUUGCUGAAGUUGUUCUAGAAAGUUCUAAAGUUCUGAUGAACCUGUUCUGAUGAUGUUCGGUUUUUGGUCACCCGAGAGACUGCAAUCUCAAAUCAGAGUCCAGUUAGAAGAGAUUACAGUUCCUUGUUACUGAAUGCUAUUUAUUUUGCACUUUUUGAUGGAAACACACUUAAAGAGAAGGGGAAGAUGUCUCAAUUCAAGUAUUUAGCCACUAACCUUCCUUUUGGCUGGUUUUCUGGUGAAGCCUUAAACCUAGUCCUGGACUUCAUUUUGUUUAUGAGGAAAAAAAGAGAUUUUCUUUUGUUUUGUUUCUGUUUCAGCUUCCAGUAUAGACUAGCACUAGAAUUAGCGGCUAAUGGACUGAAUUGAAUUCACCCGCCCUCUCUGUUCUCUCCUGAGAGACAAACUUGACCUUUGACCCUUUUGUGUAAGAGCUCAUCAUUUCAUCACUACUUCCUGCUCCCAGCUGGCAUCUGCCCGCUCUGUAGAUAGUUAAUGAAGCUUUUUUUUUCAUGCUGGUUGCCAGGCAAUUCUGUUCUGUCUUUGGGCGGUAGGAGAGGUGUGUAUGUUUGUUAUUACAAAAGAUAAAGUUGGACAGUAGAGGGAGAGGGAGGCAGGGCAGUCUGUGCAGCUUUGCUCUUUGGGAGAUACAUCAGUCGUUAUUCGAACUCACAAAAUGGAUGGAUGGCUUGUCUUCUCUUUUGGUUCUGAGUAGUGCAACCGACUUUGAAAAUUCACACCUGGUUAUUUAAUAAAGAUUCUCUAGUUCAGACAUUC
Messenger RNA from Sardina pilchardus (European sardine), 4532 nucleotides. RefSeq names its product zinc finger protein 710b (gene znf710b). The transcript is spliced from 5 exons. The record is from RefSeq and is a predicted model, not a curated record. The coding region runs from base 165 to 2519 and encodes 784 amino acids. Gene Ontology annotation, biological process: regulation of gene expression. Gene Ontology annotation, cellular component: nucleus. NCBI's taxonomy places the organism in Eukaryota, Metazoa, Chordata, Actinopteri, Clupeiformes, Clupeidae.